Biomphalaria glabrata is the source of this 2587-nucleotide messenger RNA. Its product is annotated as kelch-like protein 10. The record is from RefSeq and is a predicted model, not a curated record. Bases 191 to 1981 code for a protein of 596 amino acids. Lineage: Eukaryota; Metazoa; Mollusca; Gastropoda; Planorbidae. Gene Ontology annotation, molecular function: protein binding. The transcript has 11 exons.
UAGUGAAUGCGUCAUUCCCUUUUGGAAAUUCCCAGACAAUGUUUGUAAUGAACGCAUCUCGACUACGUUCACAGUGAAGGAAGUGUGCGCUUUCGUCAUGCCAGCUAACCAACAUGCCUUGCAAGAAAAGCUCUAAGAAUGAAAGACAGUUCCAGUCAUGGGUGACCAUAACAUCAAGUAAAGAGCAGCCAUGACGAACGAAGUCCCUAUGGACGGGGCGACCGGCUGCAUAGGGCGUCCGCAGCCUCCAUCAGUGCAGGACGCGGAGAUGAAGAAAGUGCUCAGUACACAAGCUUGUCAGGUUCUUGCUGAAUUGCGCAAAACUGGGGAGCUGUGUGAUGCCAUCAUUAAGGUAGACGACUGGUCAUUUCCCAUUCAUCGAAACAUCCUGUCCGCAUGUAGCCCAUACUUCCGUGCACUGUUCACCAACUCCAGGUUUGACCAAAACACACAAGAAAUUCGUAUUUCAGGAGUCAGCCCGGACAGCAUGGCAGCCAUCAUUGAUUACGCAUAUACUCGGCAUGUAAAGUUAAGUUGGAACAACAUAGAAGAACUGCUGCCUGCUGCUGAUCGGUUUCUUGUUUCCGGUUUGGUGAAACCAUGCUGCGAGUUUCUCAAAAAGAACAUCAGCCCAGAGAACUGUAUUGGAAUCCGCAACUUUGCUCAGACCUACUCGUGUCGUGACCUGGAAAAAGAGUCUCACAAUUUUGUGCUCAGAAGAUUUCAAGAUGUGGCCACCACAAGCCAAGAGUUUUUGGAAAUGCCUAUUGAUCAACUUUGUGAAAUACUGGACUCCGACUAUCUUAACGUCAGAAAUGAGGAAAUGGUGUUUGAUGCGGUUGUGAGAUGGAUCGACCACAGUCCGGACACGAGGAAACAGGAGAUGGCCAGACUCUUGAUGUGCAUCAGGUUGGGAAUCAUCACCACCAGAACAUUUAUUGAAAAGGUGAAACCCCACAGAUAUGUCAAGGAGUGUGAGGCAGCUAAGUCGAUAGUCGUGGAAGCAUUGCGCCUGCUCUGUGACCUCGACUGGGACGAUCAGCGCACCACCGACCCUUCCAACCGCAUGUCCCGCCCGCGUGUACCACAUGAGCUCCUGUUUGUGGUGGGAGGCUGGAGCGGGGGUACGCCCACCAACUUGGUUGAGGUCUACGAUACAAAGGCGGACUCCUGGGUGGUCUCCAAACACCAUGACGUUGGUGCUAGGGCUUACCACGGAUGUGUGACCAUUGACCACUGUAUAUUCGUUAUUGGCGGAUUCGAUGGUGUUGAGUACUUCAACAGUUGCCGUGUCUUCAACGCUGUGACGAAAAUCUGGUCUGAAAUGGCACCUAUGAAUUCGAAAAGAUGUUAUGUCAGCGUUGCUGAACUGGAAGGUUUAAUCUAUGCCAUGGGAGGAUUCGAUGGACAACUUCGGCUCCACUCAGUUGAGCGAUUCAAUAGGCAAACAAAUCAAUGGAGCUUUAUACAGUCUAUGAACCACCAGCGAAGUGAUGCAAGGGCGACAACUAUGGGCGGCAGAAUCUACAUUUGUGGUGGUUUUAACGGUCAGGAGUGUCUAAAUACAGUCGAGUAUUAUGAUCCAACAACAGCACAGUGGACACUGAUCAGUCCAAUGAGAAACAGACGCAGUGGAGUUGGUGUCAUUGCUUACAAUGGUAUGAUCUACGCUCUGGGAGGAUUCAAUGGGAUCACCCGAAUGAACACCGGAGAGCGUUACUGUCCAGUAAAAAAGACAUGGUCCACCAUUCCAGAAAUGUAUAGCCCUAGGAGUAACUUUGCAAUAGAGGUAAUCGACGAAAUGGUUUUUGUCAUCGGUGGUUUCAACGGCGUGACGACCAUCUUCAAUGUGGAAUGUUACGACUCCAAAGCGGAUGAGUGGUACGAUGCUCAUGAUCUUAGUCUCUACCGUAGCGCGUUGAGCGCAUGCGUAGUGCGUGGUCUUCCCAAUGUGCUUGAAUACAUCCACAGCGAGCCGUAGAGCCCAAACAAGAGAUCAAGUUGCUUUCCCGGUCCUCCUCGGUGCUAUCCUUGGCAACAACAUCAACAGUGUCCGCUAACAGUUUCAAUCCGUGCUGGUGAUAUCAUUUCCGGGGGAUGAGCUUGGGGUGGGAGCAUGAGGACAUACUAUGUCGGAGAGCUGGUGCAUUGGGUUCCAAUGACAGACGGGAUAACAAAUAAAAUAACUACAGAAACUGUGCAGUUCUCGGAACAAACAGCUUAACACAAAGAUGGAAAAAAAAAGAGUAUUUAACUUCUGAGACAUCCACGUAAAACUAUCAUUCAACAAUAAUAUAGAAUAUAUGUAUUGACAACAUUAAGCUAAAUUUAACAGUGUUAAUAUCUGGGUUUAUUUAAGCACAAUGAUUUAAGUGCAAGCGGAGCAGUUUUCGGUUGGCAUUUUAAAUUAAUUUCAAUGAUUGUCGUAAAAGUAUUGCACGGAACGAUACACUUUUUUUUAAAUCAGAAAACUCCGUAGUAAACAUCGCCAUAAUGACUUCAUGAUAGUACGUCAGGUGUCCUUGACCUGAUAGAUCAUUUUCUCAAAUAAAAAGAUUGUUAUCAACAUGUAUACGCAUGAAUGAAA